Aspergillus sclerotioniger CBS 115572 is the source of this 629-nucleotide messenger RNA. RefSeq lists its product as uncharacterized. The record is from RefSeq and is a predicted model, not a curated record. The coding region runs from base 44 to 448 and encodes 134 amino acids. Lineage: Eukaryota; Fungi; Ascomycota; Eurotiomycetes; Eurotiales; Aspergillaceae. The transcript has 3 exons.
CUGGCAGUAAACACAAAAAAUCAUUAUUGCCCGAUGGCCGCUAAUGCCCGCCGUACUGAUCAAUGGCCUCAGCUUACGCGACACCGUGCAACGCCCGUUCGAUUAUUUCGCCAUCGCCUUCAGACCGACCGAUACUCCAAAUAUCUACGAACGCGUUUUAUUUUGCAAUUAUCCGACAAGGGAUCGGACGAUACUGCCCGCGAGUGACAGGAUCGAGUUCAAGCAGGCACCUGGCGCGGAGGACUUGGAGCUGCCCAGCGCGACACUGCUGGACUGUCAUUACCGCCUUGCUGAGAUCUUCAAUGCGUCUGACAUCGACGAGACGAUUCACCAGCACUUGCGCCGCUUGGAGAACCUAAAGGACACCGCGGGAGACGAGUUGCGUGCGGACGGGGGGACCGACAUUGGGGAAAUCUUCAAGGUGGCUCUCUGGGAGAGGAUACCGUAGGGUGGCUGUUUUGUGUUGGUUCUACAUAUCCCUGAGUGUGAUCGCCAUGCCUUCUCCGGUAGUCCCGAUGAGGAACUUGUAUUUAUUCAUAUUCAUAUUCCGUUCCUCCCCCCUACCAACCAAACUCCACCAGAGUCCCUUCAUCAUCAAUUACCUUCCCAAACAACUUUCCCAAGUCACC